Molecule: messenger RNA, 798 nt
Organism: Nicrophorus vespilloides
Lineage: Eukaryota; Metazoa; Arthropoda; Insecta; Coleoptera; Silphidae
Exons: 2
Coding region: 201-554 (117 amino acids)
Source: RefSeq, a predicted model, not a curated record
AGGACCGGAAGAAGCAUCGGUCCGGUUGUUAUUUAACAAACGCUGUAAUUUGCUAAAUGUUAUUAUUAGUGGGAACGAGUUAACAAUCACUGUCAGGGUUACGGGAUUACGUGGUGGAUGGUAUAAAACGAUUCGGAUUCGCGGCUCCCUACCGCAAACAGUUCCAGAGUUUCGACGCAGCAAGGAUAACCGGCAGCAAGAUGAACCGCAGAAGUUUAACGUGCGCUCUUGUGCUUCUGGUGUCUCUGCAAGUCUUCACGUCGCAAGCGGCUCCGACCGGUGUUAAGCAGUUGAUCGAUAUGAGCGAGGACGAGCUGAUGGCAAAGUUCUCGCAGUUCGUUAGCGAGGAUAAGGAGAUCGCUUCGAUGAUGGAGAGGUUCAGGGUGGAAGGGCAUUCGCUGCAGAAGAGGCAGAGCGAAGACGACAUGAGAAGGGAACUGGAUGGUAUGGACGAUAUGGAUGUUACGCCGAAGCAGGAGGGCUUCAUGGAUCGUGCCGCUAAAUUCGUCCUGGAAUUGGUGCAGAGAUUUCUUAAGUGGAUUAAUACGGAGUAGUAUUAAAACCUUCCUAUUCGGAUGAAGUGGAAAUCGUUUCGCUCAAGCUCUCACAGCAAACCAAAUCGAGUUUACUAAUAAAAAAAAAACUAAAUAAAUGCAAUAUUUAUUCAUAAUAACAUGCAUACCUCUUCAGUUCAUCCUGUAUACAAUCAGUUCCGCAUUUUAUACAUAACUCUCAAUCAUAUUCAAUAGAAAUCUAUGUAAAAAAAGUUUUAAAAACAAUACAAUUUUACAAUUGAAA